Molecule: messenger RNA, 3119 nt
Organism: Paramacrobiotus metropolitanus
Lineage: Eukaryota; Metazoa; Tardigrada; Eutardigrada; Parachela; Macrobiotidae
Exons: 13
Coding region: 403-2127 (574 amino acids)
Source: RefSeq, a predicted model, not a curated record
UUCGCUCACUUUCAUGCUUUCUGCAUUAAUUAUAGUUUUUAAUUUCAAAGAAUUUUUAGCGAAUUAUUCAAAUACUCUUGUGAAAUUUGAAAUUCAUCUUUCAAACGUUCUUUUCUGAGCUGGAUGCGUCGUGCCGCAGGUGUUGUCCGUAUAUUAUCGUGAGCCUUGUGUCUGAAAGCUAGGAUCGUCAAGACUGCGGAGAUCUGCGGUGACGAGCAGCGGUUCCACCAACUCGUCAGGCUGUCCCCAGCUCUGUCCAGACGGAUUAACGAACAGGUGUUGACAUAUCACGGGCAAGGUGUUCUGAAGCGUGGUCGACAGCACGCCUAGCGUUGGCCCUUUAAAGACGUGAAGAAUUUUAUCUGCUAAAAGAGCCUGGAGAACCGCUAACCCUGUAUCAUAAUGGCGCUAUCAUCUGAUCAGUCUAGUGGAGCGGUUGGAACUUCAGGAGAUGAGUCAUCAGGCGGAAUCCACGAGAAGCUUGCCCUGGAAAGCGAAGAAGUUCUGAUAAGAGAAGCUUCGUUGCCGCUGCAUAAUCUCUUCAACGCUGUUAAGGGAAAGCACCGAAUUCGGAUUAUAAAUCCACUGCACUUGGAAUCUUUCAAGGAAACUUUUCGCGAUAAAGCUCCGUCUUCGCAGUCCAUCUUUUUAACGGGAAUCAUUGACGCGCAGCCCGAUGGAACUUUGGACAAGGACAUUAUACAAGCAGUCAAAGAGAAUCGCAUUCCCGUGUAUAUUAUUGACGGUAACCACCGUUUGCGCGCCUUGAAAGAACUUGCUGAAGAAAAGGAUUCGACGUGGUCAGAACAAAGCGAAGUACUUGUGAAAGUGUACAAGCCUUUGUCAAAAUAUGCCGGCAUGCGUCUAGCGCGGCAAAAGGCAGAAUCUGUCAAUAACCAGCGCCAAGAGACUAUAUGGGACCUCUGCCGCUUGUUUCGGGAUAUUUGUUUUAUGCACCAGGAAGAUAUUGGCGAUGAAUCUGUAGAAGUGAAUAAUGAUAAAUCGGUCGUCAUUAACUGCAAUCGAAAAAUUGCUGCCGUUACGUCGAUUCAGAAUGUGAGUGCAUCGCAUCGGUAUUUCUUGGAAUGUGCCAGACUUCCAGCUGAUACGUGGGCCGUUGUGGAAGAAUUCAUGACUGCCGUGGAAAGCGGAGACGGUUUUGCUGACGUUCCUUUUGAAACAGACAAGAGCGAAAAAGUUAAGGUCGAGGGAAAAGUACGUGAAGCUAAGCACCGUGGAAUUGUUUUUAAAGAUAUCAAGACCGUUUUGAAAACCGACGAAGUCAUUAAAAAAGUUUUGAAAGAAGCAAUCGCUCAAAGGAGUUAUGCCCCAGUAACGGCGUUAAAACAAGCAGCCAAAGCAAAAGCUACCGCUACAAAGGCGACGACAUCAACUACCGCUGGAACCAAACGGCCGGUCUCGUCUCCCUCGUCCCGAGCCAAGAAAGUCAAAACUGCUAGUGCCGAUGGAUCAGCUGCGCCGGUUGACGUCGUCGCAAAGAUUUCUCCACCCAAGACUGACACUGUGGAUUCUCGACCAAGCGACUUAGCUAAAGAACUGGAAACUGUCCGUAAAGAGAAGGAGGAAGCGCUGUCCAGUUUUGAGAAAGAACAUAUGUCCGCUAACAACCUCACUAAAGAACUGAAGAAAAUGCGUGAGGCAAGAGAUGAAGCGCUUUCAAACCUACAGAAGGAGAAGACCGCUCUUGUCACCAUAUCGGAAGAAUUGGUGAACCUACGAAAAGAGAAAGAGGAAAUGCUUGCAAAACUUCGGGCGAUAGAGGCAAGCAGCGCUGGACAAAGUUCUCCAACGCCGUCCGAGGGCAGUCGACUCCCAUUCAUGCGGCUCGAAAAACAGUUCGCUCAUUCAAUCGUGAGUUCCGUACGGCACAUGUGCUUCCUGGAUGGAAAACGUACCCUGUAUCAUGAUGGUCAAAUCGAUCGCAUUACACAGAUGAUCACCACCGAUUCGUUCGGCAUUUUGGAGAAAGGAAAACGAGACUACUCUAAACAGGAACGGGUUUCUCUUCACAAAAAUGAGGUUUAUUUUAUUGAUAAAACCUGGUACAAGUACAAGUUGGGAAUUGUCAGCAUUGAUAUCGAAAAAUUCAGUGAGAUUCUCGAAUAAUGCGAGCAAAUUGUUGAUUUGAUGCCCUGUUAGCACUUUGUUCUUUAGUUUGAAUUUUAUAUGUAUAUGCUAGACUUUCAAUAUUUUGUUGAGCUUUUUUAUGUGAAACUUGAAUGUAUACUGUUGUCAGGUAAAUUUUGUAGUAGCACAUCCCGCUCACACUGUGCGGAAUAAAUCAACGAUGGGUAAUUACAUACUGAAAUCAGUUUUACGAAAUGUGGUCUUUCAUUGCCUGAUUCUCUUUUGGGGGAAAAUAUCCGGUAUGAAAUGAUGAUUGAAAAUCUCUGGAUAGUCGUCGUUUCGUUGACAGGGACUAUGACGACCACAAAUGUUUCGCUCGAUCGGGAGCAGGCGAAAACGAUAACGCUUAUUAUGGAAGCUGUCAGCUUUGCCGAGGCCACAAACAAAAAGCGGGCACGGAAAUCAAAUUGUGCUGUGCUAGAUGAAAACGAUAAUCCGCCCAAAUUUAACGAUUCUGUUUAUGUAAUGGCUACACCGGUUUACGGCAAAAAAGGUUUACUUGUGGGAAAGUAAUUAAUGCCUGAACCUAUCAUGAUUUAAGCGCUGAUUAAUGAUUAUAAAAUUAGUAUAACAAAUACGCGAUAAAUUGUUAGCUGAUUUAUAUUAAUUUUAUUAUGCUUUUUAGGUGACCGCAACCGAUGCGGACGAGAGGAAGAAGGGUGUAAUAAGUCUCAGUGAUUUUAAACCAGCCGUUAAUAUCAAUAAACUCUUCCACCGGCGAUGCGAGUUUGGCGAAGGAUUUGACCGAAAAGGAGUUAACACAGGAACUUUCGUAUACUAUUCGUGCGAGCGACAGUGGUAACAUCAGCCUGCAUUCCGACGCCGCCGUUCUCCUUCGCAUCGUGGCGGAUACGGUGCCACUUUUCCCGCAAAAUACGUACCGCACCAGUGUAUCGGAAGCCGCCGAAGUCGGGACACUGCUUCUUACUGUCAGUGCGACUUAUGCCGGCUUGGUCAACAUUUCCCGGGAG